CGCCCAGACAUCUCGAAAUGUCGCUAGGGAGGUCUACGUCUGAGUUUACGCCGAGAGAGAAUGAGGAUUUGGAUGGUCGUCAGAGGUGGAUGGCAGGGUGAAGGAUUGGAUGCACUCGGGCGGCGACCUCUAGGCUACGCUUCACAUACCUCUGAAUCUUCGCUGACCUAGCUUGUUAUGCGUCUUAUAUAGGCCCGAGGACCGAAAAAGCAUUUGAAGCGCCUCGCCGCUCCUUCGUCAUGGAUGCUCGACAAGUUGGACGGUACUUAUGCUCCCCGCCCUUCACCCGGUCCCCACAAGCUCCGGGAGUCUCUCCCUCUCACUGUCUUCCUCCGUAACAGGCUGAAGUAUGCUCUGACUGCCAAGGAGGUCCUCUCCAUUGUCAUGCAGCGCCUGGUCAAGGUUGAUAACAAGGUCAGGACCGACCCCACUUACCCAGCUGGCUUCCAGGAUGUCAUCUCCCUCGAGAAGUCCGGCGAGCACUUUCGUCUUCUCUACGACGUCAAGGGCCGCUUUACUGUCCACCGUAUCACCCCCGAGGAGGCUACCUACAAGCUUCUGAAGGUCAAGAAGAUUGGUAUUGGUGCUAAGGGCGUCCCAUACAUUAUCACCCACGACGGCCGCACUAUCCGUUACCCUGACCCUCUGAUCAAGGUCAACGACACCGUCAAGUUCGAGUUCGAGACUGGCAAGAUCACCGAUUUCGUCAAGUUCGACACUGGUAACAUUGUCAUGGUCACUGGUGGUCGUAACAUGGGCCGUGCUGGUGUCAUCGUCCACCGUGAGAAGCACAUUGGUGGCUACGACAUUGUCCACAUCAAGGACUCUCUUGACCGCACCUUCGCUACACGAAUCUCGAACGUCUUCGUCAUUGGUGAGGGCAUCAAGCCUUGGAUCUCCCUUCCCCGGGGCAAGGGUACCAAACUCACCAUCACCGAAGAGCGGGACGUGCGCAGGAGACAACGAGCUGCCGAGCAGUAGGCGGGUUGUAUUAUUCUUUUCCCAUUCGUACUGCUUUCCACUGCAUUAUGUCAUGUUAUGUGUGCUCUUCCACGACGCCGAAAACUGCAAUAUGCAUGAUGUCCUCGGGCUGGUGCUCUUC
Phanerochaete carnosa HHB-10118-sp is the source of this 1102-nucleotide messenger RNA. RefSeq lists its product as uncharacterized. Gene Ontology annotation, cellular component: ribosome; cytosolic small ribosomal subunit. The transcript has 4 exons. The record is from RefSeq and is a predicted model, not a curated record. Bases 244 to 981 code for a protein of 245 amino acids. Gene Ontology annotation, molecular function: RNA binding; structural constituent of ribosome. NCBI's taxonomy places the organism in Eukaryota, Fungi, Basidiomycota, Agaricomycetes, Polyporales, Phanerochaetaceae. Gene Ontology annotation, biological process: translation.